AAGACUGAUCUGGCAGCACCACGCAGCAUUGUUGUUGUUUGGAUCACUGAUUGGGAAUUUACCAGUGCAACAAGUUAUUGCAUUAAAUUUCACUUUCCGUCAGGCUGACUGUAAACUCUGGUUUGUGCAUGAAUCAGCGAAAGUCUGCCUAAGACGAUCAUUGUUGCAACAUGAAUGUGGCAGCAGCUGAAGACAGGCCCAAUGAGAACGCGAAGCGAUCGGGUCGCGAGGACAACUCAAUGCCCAUCAGAAUGCUGCCGAUGAGCGUGCGUCAGGCUCUGUGCGAACAUCUGGACUCGCUCAAUGUGUGGCAGCAGCUGGCGGCAUUUGUGAAACUCUAUUCCAGCGAUGUGCAGCACAUACAGAGCGAGAAUAGUCGCGGUCGUUCGCCCACCAAUGAAUUCCUCAACAUUUGGGGUGGUCAAUAUAAUCACUCGGUUUACAGUCUGUUUGCGCUCUUCCACAAAAUGAAGCUGCACAAUGCGAUGCGUCUGAUUAAGGAUCAUGUGGAUGAGAAAUUCCACAAAUACAUUCCGAAAAGUGAACCGAUUAGCGAGCUACGUGCACCGGCUAGCGCCAGUUCCAAGAUUAAUAACGGACCACCGUAUGGCGCCGCCUCAUCGUCGUCGUCGGGCGUUACGGAUGAUAGCAAUAGCAAUAGUUUGGAAUCUCCCGGCGAUAUUCGAGUGAGCAGCGUUCAACGUGCCGCUCAAUCCUUGCUGGAAAUCGAUUAUCAGGAGCUCCUCGAUGCCACAGGAAAUUGGCUACCCGAAAAUAAACUGGGCAACGGUGGCUUUGGCGAGGUCUUCAAGGGCGAAUGGAAACAGCUGGAUGUGGCCAUCAAGGCAAUGAAUUAUAUCCACAAGCACAAUGACAAGACACAGGUGCAUCUGCAGCAGAGCUACAACGAGUUGAAGUACUUGAAUACCAUACGACAUGACAACAUUCUGGCGCUCUACGGCUACAGUAUCAAUGGGGAGAAACCCUGUCUGGUGUAUCAGCUGAUGAAGAACGGUUCGCUCGACUCCAGAUUGAGAGCACACAAGUCAAAGCAGCCAUUGCCGCCGCUGACAUGGCAGGAGCGCUUAUCCAUAGCUCUGGGCACGGCAAAAGGCAUUUAUUUUCUGCACACGGCGCGCAUCAAGCCGCUAAUCCAUGGCGACAUAAAGCCGGCGAAUAUUCUGCUGGAUGGCUGCAUGCAGCCAAAGAUUGGGGAUUUUGGGCUGGCGCGUGAGGGUCCCAAGUCCAUAGAUGCUGUCAUCGAAGUGCGACAGGUGUUUGGCACACGUAUCUAUUUGCCACCGGAGUUUCUUAGUUCGAAGAAACUGAGCACUGGAGUGGACAUCUAUAGUUUUGGCGUUGUCCUGCUGGAGCUGUUCACUGGUCGCCUAAUGGCCGAAUGCACGCUCCAAAAUGAUCAGCAAAAUCUGCUCAAAUCGGUUAAAUCCAGUUGCCUGCAAUCGCAUCAGAAUCGCUUGGAUCUCUUCGAUAAGCAUCUGGUGACGCCGAUGGGCGAGGAGUUGGACAAGUGCCUGUGUGCCAUAGAAGUGGGUCUCAAAUGUGCCGCAUCCAAUCCACAGGAGAGACCCUCAAUGGAUGAGGUUGUCCGAAGGUUUAAAACAUUCAGCAGAGAAUUCUAAAAAUGCUUACUGCGAACGAAACAUUCCAAUAUUUUUUAUUUUUAUACAUUUUUAUGUGACUCUUGUUAUUUUAAUUAUAUUCAAUCAUGUUCUUAACAUUAAAUACGUUCACAUUUUUUAUACAUUU
This is a messenger RNA of Drosophila grimshawi, 1767 nucleotides long. RefSeq names its product serine/threonine-protein kinase pelle (gene pll). Bases 171 to 1640 code for a protein of 489 amino acids. The transcript is spliced from 3 exons. NCBI's taxonomy places the organism in Eukaryota, Metazoa, Arthropoda, Insecta, Diptera, Drosophilidae. The record is from RefSeq and is a predicted model, not a curated record. Gene Ontology annotation, molecular function: protein binding; ATP binding; protein kinase activity. Gene Ontology annotation, biological process: protein phosphorylation; signal transduction.